AUGUAUAAUAAAGUAAUAAAGCAAGCACCAGUACUGUUUAAUCAAGCUAAGCUUGAAGCUGAACUCGCUGGGUUAACCCCGUGGAAGUACGUCAACGGCAGCUUGCAUCGGGACGUAGAACUUACAGAUUUUGAGACGACCUGGGCGUUUCUCAAUAAAAUUGCGAUGAGGUCCCACUUGUGGGGCCAUCAUCCCACGCUAACAACUACCUAUAACAGGGUCUCGAUCAGUCUAACUACGCAUGAUGCCGGUGGAGUCACUAAUAUUGACGUUAAGAUGGCAAAGCAAAUCGAAAAGUAUCUGACUAAGUCGCAAUAA
This is a messenger RNA of Eremothecium sinecaudum, 318 nucleotides long. RefSeq names its product 4a-hydroxytetrahydrobiopterin dehydratase (gene MCO14). Lineage: Eukaryota; Fungi; Ascomycota; Saccharomycetes; Saccharomycetales; Saccharomycetaceae. Gene Ontology annotation, biological process: tetrahydrobiopterin biosynthetic process. The transcript has a single exon. The record is from RefSeq and is a predicted model, not a curated record. Gene Ontology annotation, molecular function: 4-alpha-hydroxytetrahydrobiopterin dehydratase activity. The coding region runs from base 1 to 318 and encodes 105 amino acids.